Messenger RNA from Paramecium primaurelia, 348 nucleotides. NCBI's taxonomy places the organism in Eukaryota, Ciliophora, Oligohymenophorea, Peniculida, Parameciidae. The record is from the annotation of a GenBank genome assembly.
AUGAUUUUUUAAUGUUUCCUUUAACUAUAAUUUGAUAGUANAAAAUAUUCUUUUGCAAUUCAUGGUGUUUAUGGUGACGAACCAAAUUUGGAAAUUAGAGGAGCAUGGAUUUGGAGAGGAAUUGAAGUACCAUAAGAAUGGGUAAUAAUAUUAAUUCAUAAAUUAUUAGAAAGAUCAUGUUGCUUAUGAUUAUCAUGUUUUCAGAAGAAUUGACUUAAACAAUGAAUAAGAUAAGAAAGAUUUCACUGAAUAUUGGGUGAACUAAGAGGAAGAUGUAUCAAAAGUGGGUGGUCUUACAGCCAGAAGCUUGAUGUAUUUCAGAUGAUAAUAAAUUAUUCAUAAAAAGAG